Messenger RNA from Rhodotorula graminis WP1, 1542 nucleotides. RefSeq lists its product as uncharacterized. The record is from RefSeq and is a predicted model, not a curated record. Gene Ontology annotation, cellular component: cytoplasm. Lineage: Eukaryota; Fungi; Basidiomycota; Microbotryomycetes; Sporidiobolales; Sporidiobolaceae. Gene Ontology annotation, molecular function: phosphoprotein phosphatase activity. Bases 41 to 1435 code for a protein of 464 amino acids. The transcript has 9 exons.
CGAGGUGUCUACCUCGGUCCGCGACGGCGUCUGGCCCCGCAUGAAGCCCCUCUUCCUCCACUACAAGCUCUCGCCCCAGGCCGACAUCCUCGCCGCGCGCAAGGCCGACGGCAGCAACGGCAGCGCCGGCGACUUCGAGCCCAUCACCGAGCUCGACGUCCUGUACGGCUCUAGCGAGGUCCACCCGCUGCCGGGCUUCGUCAAGGUCGAGCCGCCCGUGUCCGGCGGCGAGGACGACACCGAGCGUGUCGGGACCGGUACGGGCAAGGGCAAGCCUCUUUCGCCGUCGCCCGUCCUCCGGUUCAACAACUUUGGCAACUUCACGAUCCUGCAAGCCGCCGACCUGCACCUGUCGGUCGGGCCGGGCGAGUGCCGCGACCUCGACGAGGUGCGCGCGAUCGAGUGUCGGGCCGUCGGCGCCGACGUGUACAGCCUCAAGUGGCUCGAGACGGCGCUCGACAUGGUCAAGCCGGACUUGGUCGUCUUCAGCGGUGACCAGCUCAACGGGCAGAAGACGUCGUGGGACGCCCGCAGCGUCAUCCUCAAGUGGGCGCCGCUCUUGUGGAAGCGCAACAUCCCGUGGACCGUGGUAUUCGGCAAUCACGACGAGGAGGAGACCGACCUGAACCACGAGAAGCAGAUGGCCCUCAUGACCCGUCUUCCGCUCUUUGUCGGCGAGGCCGGUCCGACCAACGUCGCCGGCACGGGCAACUACGUGCGGUCGAUCCGCUCGCCCGAGGCCGCUCGCGACGACGCGACCCUGUUCAACCUGUACUUCCUCGACAGCCACGCCAACGCCAAGAAGCUCACGCCCUGGGGCAACCCCGGCUACGACUACCUCAAGGCCGACCAGAUCAACUGGUUCCGAGGACGCAGCUCGCAGAUGCAGCCGCUCCUGCGCCCGUACACGCCGCCGCGAAAGCUCACCGGGUACUCGUCGCAGGGCGAGGGCGCGGCGUCGUCGGACGACGAGUAUGCCGCCAAGCCCAACGCCAUGGUCUUCUUCCACAUCCCGCUCCGCACGGCGUACGAUGCCGACAUCGACGUGGCCCCGUCGGGCAAGCGCCUGCGGAUCGGCCAACGCCUCGAGGGCGACGGCGCGAGCAAGACCGACUCGCGCUUCUUCGAGCAGGCCAUCCUCGCCCAGGGCGAGCUCCCCGCGUCGGCGCCGACGACGGGCCGGCCUGAGGUCAAGGUGCUCGCGCACGGCCACUGCCACAUCUCGUCCGACUGCCGCCGCGUCAAGGGCGUCUGGAUCUGCUUCGGCGGUGGUGCGACUUACUCGGGCUACGGCAACCCGGCGUUUGCCCGCCGCAUGCGUGUGUACCAGCUCAGCGACUUUGGCGAGCGCAUCGAGACGUACCAGGUCACGGACGAGCGCGAGCGCAUCAACUACGCCAUGCUCGUGGGCGACGGGUCGGUCGAGGAGCAGUGAUUCCCUCUCUCUUGGUCUCGCGGGCUCUUGUCUUUGUGUCUCUUUCAUCGGGCCGGGUUGGAGGAGCUUGCUAGAGUGGCCGUGCAUCGCAUCCCUUUCGUCUGUGU